AUGGAUAUAAUCGAAGGAUUGGAAGAUCUCAGGCACCUAACACAGAGUAGUCUGAAGUCAGAGAACCUGGGAGCACUCAUCAAACAAAGCAUUGAUGAAGCAGAGGAAUGCGGUGCUGAUGUCCAAAUGUUUGUUUGCGAUCGAGGGGGUCCUAACAUUGGAGCUUAUAAAAAACUAGGAGUUAAAGAAGAAAAUGCUGCGUGGCAAAGAUAUGGAAUCUUGAUAGUUGAUGGCAAAGAAGUUGCUUUCAAAGAUGUCAUUACGACUUGCAACGCAGAUCAAAACAACAAGCUGUCUAAUACUCUGGGUCGUAUACGUUUGGAACACCUAGCACCUCAUAAUUUUCAAAGGCAAAAUGCCAGAUUGGCUUUCCAACUUGUAAGUCACAAAAUGAAAUAUGCUAUGGAAGCGGCUAAGAUGGCAAAGAUUCAAACCACAGAAACAGCGGGCAAGACGAUUUGGUUUCUUGGAAAAAUGAACACCGUAUCCGAUGUUUGUAAUAGCAGCAACAUUUUUGACUCCAAUCCAAAUAAGCGACCUUUCUCUGAAAAGAAUCCGGAGUGUUUUCAAAUCUUUGAAGAGUUCUUAGUCUGGGGACCUACAAUCCAAGUAAAGGAUAAAAAAACUGGAAAGCUUAUAAGAAUUCCUUUCUUUAAGAGCAUCGUAGCGACUGUUCGAGCGCUGUUGCUCCUUUAUCGCGACAUGGUUGCAAAGUACACCUCCUUCCAGCUGUUGACUACAUUUUACAACACAGAUUCAGUGAAAACUCUUUUUUCAAGAAUCCGAGGACGCGGAGGAUAUAAUCCAAAUCCUUCUGGUCGAAUUUUCCUUUUAACGAUGCGUCACAUGGUUGCUGUUCAGGAUCUCAAAUCGGCAGGAAGGGGAAACGUUGCUCCCGACAAUGGUUCUUAUCUGCCAGCGAUCACGAGUGAUGAAAUGGAUCAGUAA
Messenger RNA from Belonocnema kinseyi, 948 nucleotides. RefSeq lists its product as uncharacterized. Lineage: Eukaryota; Metazoa; Arthropoda; Insecta; Hymenoptera; Cynipidae. The transcript is spliced from 3 exons. The record is from RefSeq and is a predicted model, not a curated record. Bases 1 to 948 code for a protein of 315 amino acids.